AUGGAAUUUUCCUCCCGAUAUAAUCGAUCGAAAGUAAUAAUAAUAAUAAUUGUUUUUUACAGGAUGGUUUUAGUUCUAAAUGGAGUUUUACAAGAGGAUUCACCUCCCGAUUCUAGGACUUUAUUUCACAAUCAUCCUAUGUACAGAGAUUCGGCUCUGCAAUUGGUGUCCAUACCUACCAAAGUCAUCGGUCCCGUCGGACUAUUGUAUAUACAACAAAGAGAAUUAGCCGUAACUGCUCCUCACGACAAGAACGUGAGCAUUUUGGGAUCGGAUGAUGCUACAACCUGUAUAAUAGUUGUUCUUAGGCAUUCUGGAAGAUUCACUCCGUUCGAUGCUUUUCACAAGCAACCGAUAGAAGUAGAUUUAACAACAGCCUGCGUAGGAGAAUUAAAUACGACAAUACGUGGAGGAAUACAUUGGCCGAUAAUUUACGGAGUCGGAGUCAACGUUAAGACUGGAGAAAUAUUUCCUGCAACUUUUCCCGAUAAAGGACCGGAUCCCGCUUUAAGAUGGGCGCGACAUCUUACGGGAGGUCAACAAGUUCUCGACGUUUACGAUUACGAACUCGGUCUAUUGAGAAUAGGGCCUUUUAAUUACGAACCAUUGAGAGGAGUCGAUCUUUGGCUCCAGCAAUCCGAUGAUUUUAUACUCCAGCAUUUGUCUACGAGUCCGGAAGUUGAGCCGCCGCAUUUCGUGACGCAGAUACGUGCAACUUUGAAAUACAUACAAGAUCAUCCAUUUCCGGCUGUAACGGUUUUUCGUGAUAAUCGUCCGCAUUAUUACAGACGAGACGAAGCAAGCGGCACAUGGACGCCAAUCAGAUAUUAA
Messenger RNA from Pediculus humanus corporis (human body louse), 831 nucleotides. RefSeq names its product protein N-terminal asparagine amidohydrolase, putative. Gene Ontology annotation, cellular component: nucleus. NCBI's taxonomy places the organism in Eukaryota, Metazoa, Arthropoda, Insecta, Psocodea, Pediculidae. The record is from RefSeq and is a predicted model, not a curated record. Gene Ontology annotation, molecular function: protein-N-terminal asparagine amidohydrolase activity. Bases 1 to 831 code for a protein of 276 amino acids. Gene Ontology annotation, biological process: ubiquitin-dependent protein catabolic process. The transcript has 6 exons.